UGACGCACACCGCUCCUCCGCCCAGACCAGGGAGAUAGACUGGCUCCCCGUGGGGCGGGGCCUCGGAGGCGGAAGUGCCCCGGGCGCUGGCAGCAAGUCUGGCCGAGCCAUGGGAGCCCCGGGCAGAGGCAGCGGCGACGGCCGCACAGGCGGCGGGGGCAAGCGGCACGGAACGCGGUCGGGGUAGCGCGGGUCGAGCGCGGAGCCAUGGGCCGGGCUGGGACCCGGGCGGCGGCCGGGCCGCUGCUGAUGCUGGUGAUGCUCCUCGCUCGACCUCGGCCUGCCGCAGCCAGAGCCAGCAGUAAGAGCGAGGCUGGGCUGGUAUCGGAGCACUUUUCACAGGCCCCGCAGAAGCUGUCCUUCUACAGCUGGUAUGGCAGCACUCGACUCUUCCACUUUCGAGUACCCCCAGAUACUGUGCUGCUUCACUGGCUGCUGCAUGUGUCCCAGAGUGGCUCCUCGUGCACUGAUGUAGAAAUCACCGUGCAUUUCCGCUAUGGUGCCCCUCCUGUCAUCAACCCACUGGGGACCAGCUUCCCUGACAACACCUUGGGGCAGGCCUCCUUCCACAUCAAGGCACUGCUGAGUACCAUGCUGCUGAGCAAUACCUCUGUCAAUGUUUCUCACCCAGCCCCUGGGGACUGGUUUGUGGUUGCCCACCUGCCUCCCUCAUCCCAGAAGAUUGAGGUAAAGGGCUUUGUUCCCACCUGUGCUUACAUCUUCCAGCCUGAAAUGCUGGCCAUGCGGGUGGUUGAGGCUUCCAUCCUGGAGCCUGAUGUUCCUCUUCCACAGACCCUGCUCUCCAACUCCAGCUACCUCAAGAUCUUUGUCCCUGAGUACACCCAAGAACUUCGACUGGAGCUACAGGGCUGUGUGUCCAGAUUGAUCCUUGGCUGCCCUGUGCGUCUCACGGUGGGUGCAACCACCCUGCCCAGAAACUUCCAAAAGGUGUUGACUUGCACCAGCCUUACUCCGUACUGCCACCUACUGCUUUCCUUACCACCCUGGGGCCAGUGGCUGCAAGUGACAGCUGAGAGCCUGGCAGGAUCCCAUGUGUCAGUGGUCUUCACUGCUGAAGUUGCCCUCACAGCAUGUAGGCCAUGGAGUGUGACCUUCCAUCACUUUUUGCAAAACAGCCUAAACCAGAGCAGUGACACCUCUGCGGGUCAGCCAUCCCAAGACCUUGCCCACUUGGACCUGGGCAGGGUAGGCGGUGGCCCCUUCUGUCUCCUGAACUAUCCAGUCAGGAGGGAGGACCUGGAUGUGGUGUCUGUACGCUUCCAGCCCAUGAACGGGGUAUUCGUGCUGGUGAAUUCAGGCAUGCCUUCUAUAAUGCAGCUCCGCCUUGACACAGGCAUGGACAGCGGGGGCUCCCUCACUAUCACACUGAGGGCCAACCAGACAGAGAUCACAAAUGGCAUCUUGGUAGCAGCCUGUAUUAAUGCUGCCUCACCUUUCCUCAGCUUCAACACUUCACUGAACUGCACCACAGCCUUCUUCCAGGGCUAUCCCAUGUUUCUGAGUGCCUCAUCUUACACAGCCAACCUCAUCAUUCCCUACCCGGAGACAGACAACUGGUACCUCUCCUUGCAGCUUGUGUGCCCGGAGAGUUCUGAGGACUGUGAGCCAGCUGUGGCUCAUGUGGAGACCACCUUGUAUCUUAUACCCUGUUGGAAUGACUGUGGACCCUAUGGCCAGUGCCUCCUUCUCCGCAGAUAUGGUUACCUGUAUGCAGGCUGUAGCUGUAAAGCAGGUUGGCGUGGAUGGAGCUGCACAGACAACAGCACAGCCCAGACUGUGGCCCAACAGAGAGCAGCUGCACUUCUGCUCACACUCAGCAACCUCAUGUUCCUGGCUCCCAUUGCUGUGUCUGUACACCGUUCCUUCCUGGUUGAGGCCUCCGUCUACUUUUACACCAUGUUCUUCUCCACGUUCUACCAUGCCUGUGACCAGCCGGGGGAGGCGGUGUUGUGCAUCCUCAGCUAUGACACACUACAGUACUGCGACUUCCUGGGCUCUGGGGCAUCCACCUGGGUGACCAUUCUCUGCAUGGCUCGACUGAAGACAAUCCUGAAACAGGUCCUGUUAGUCCUGGGCACACUGGUCAUCGCCAUGUCCUUGCAGCUGGACCGCAGGGGCAUCUGGAACUUGAUGGGGCCCUGCCUCUUUGCCUUUGUGAUCAUGGUCUCCAUGUGGGUGUACCGUUGUGCUCACCGGCACCAGUGCUACCCUACCUCGUGGCAACGCUGGGUCUUCUACCUCCUGCCUGGCAUCUCCAUGGCCUUGGUGGGCAUUGCCAUCUACACUUCCAUGAUGACCAGUGACAACUAUUACUAUACUCACAGCAUCUGGCACAUCCUGCUGGCUGGUAGUGCAGCUUUCCUCCUGCCACCACGAGAGGAGCAGGCUGAAACCUGGGCCUGCUUGCAGAAAUUCUCCUGUCACUAUCAGAUCUGCAAGAACGAUCGGGAUGAGUUGUACACAGUGACAUGAUAUGGCUGGCUCAUCGACAACCUAAUACUUUGAUGACCUCUUCAACUAGGUCAGAAACAAAAGAGAUGCCCUGCCCAACCUUGACCAGAUUGGUUUCCAUCUGAAUAAAAUAGCCCUGAGACCCUUGGCUUCCCUCCCCAAAA
Messenger RNA from Nannospalax galili (Upper Galilee mountains blind mole rat), 2636 nucleotides. RefSeq names its product transmembrane protein 8A (gene Pgap6). Bases 208 to 2493 code for a protein of 761 amino acids. The record is from RefSeq and is a predicted model, not a curated record. NCBI's taxonomy places the organism in Eukaryota, Metazoa, Chordata, Mammalia, Rodentia, Spalacidae. The transcript is spliced from 13 exons. Gene Ontology annotation, cellular component: plasma membrane.